AUUAAUUUUCUUAAGUAAAAAUACUAUUAAAUAAAGUUUUAAUAGAGAAAAUAAUAAUAAUAAUAAUAAUAAUAAUAAUAAUAAUAAUAAUAAUAAUAAUAAUAAUAAUAAUAAUAAUAAUAAUAAUAAUAAUAAUAAUAAUAUGUGGAAGCUUAAACCUAAAUAUAGAUGUUAAAUGAUUGUAGCGGUUUUUGGUCAUAAUUUUUUAAUAUACAAAAUAAUAAUUAUAAUAAUAUAAUAAUAUAAAUUAAUAUUUAUUAGAAACUUUGAAGAACCAAGCUUGAUAUAAUAAGAUAAUAAUAAUAAUAAUAAUAAUAAUAAUAGUAAUAAUAAUAAUAAUAAUAAUAAUAAUAAUAAUAAUAAUAAUAAUAAUAAUAAUAAUAAUAAUAAUAAUAAUAAUAAUAAUAAUAAUAAUAAUAAUAAUAAUAAUAAGACUAUUAAAUAAAAUUUAUAAGUAAGUUUGAAGGAAAAUAUUUUUAUUAUUUUAAUAUAUAUAUUUUUGAUUAUGAGAUAGUUUAAGAGAAAAUGACACAAAGAACACCAAACAAAGUUUUCCUCCCCAAACUAGCACUCAGGAUCAGAAGUCACAAAAAUAGGUUUCACUAAAGGGGUAAUUUACCCUUAUGCCCUCUUCUUUAAGUAAUUAAAAAAAAAUUUUGAAAUCAAUUGUCGCCGUCCUCGUUUCAUCGCUUCUUCUUCUCUUCAUCGCUGUCUUUCGUCGUCGUCGUCUCUCCGUCGUCGUCAUCGUCGUCGUCUCUCCGUCGUUGUCGUCGUCGUCUCUCCGUCGUCGUCGUCGUCGUCUCUCCGUCGUCGUCUUCGCCUCUCCGUUGAUCCGUCGUCGUCGUCUCUCCGUUUAUUUAUCGUCGUCGUCGUCGCUUCUCAAUUGAUCUGUCGUUUCUACGUCUAUUCAUCUCAUUCUCUCUCUCGUGUGUCUGAUUUGAUUAAGAACAAUGGAAGUUUUGUGCAUCUGUGGACAAUGGAUCUCAAAAGAAUCUCUCCAGUGGGAGUUUCUUGUUGAUUUGAAGAGGAAUGCAUCAAUCAUUUCCAUAGAAGAAGAUCUACUGUAUGAAGAUUUGAUGAAGAUUGACUCUGAAGAUUUUAGUGUUAAAGAGGAAGAAAUCAGUUUGAGUUAUGGUUUUUCAUUGGAUAUGAAAUGUAUUAUUGAAAAUUUCCCCCCACUCUCGAUAGGUAAUACUCGUCAGCUCAGAACUUUCAUUUCCAAGACUAGAGCAUUUGAUGGAACCUGUCGUUUGUGUGUUAAGGUUUGUAUGAUUUUUUUCUUACUUAGACUUUUCAGGAUAUGCUUCAUAACCAAGUAUUAUGCCUUACAGAACUACUUGACUUUUGCAGGUUAGUACUGAUCCAGCUAGCUGUAACACUCAAGCUUCUGAUACAUUUGCUUCUACUGUUCCAUUGAAUGCCAAUCCAGUGAUUCUUUCUAUUGUGCAGAGAGAAAAACAAGUACAUUGUCCCUAAUUCCCUUUUUCUGUUUGUGUUUGCAUGAUAUGCUUCAUAAUCAAGUAUUAUGCCUUACAGAACUACUUGACUUUUGCAGAGUCUUCUAUAUGAAGGUGUUUCUACAGUUCCUCUGAAUGCUCUUCCGGAUUUUAGUACUGAUCCAGCUAGCUGUAACACUCAAGCUUCUGAUACAUUUGCUUCUACUGUUCUAUUGAAUGCCAAUCCAGUGAUUCUUUCUACUGUGCAAAGAGAAAAACAGGUACAUUGUCCCUAAUUCCCUUUUUCUGUUUGUGUUUGCAUGAUAUGCUUCAUAAUCAAGUAUUAUGCCUUACAGAACUACUUGACUUUUGCAGAGUCUUCUAUAUGAAGGUGUUUCUACAGUUCCUCUGAAUGCUCUUCCGGAUUUUAGCCCUGUCCAUAUUGGACUUUCACCAACCACGAGAAAAGCUGGCGAUAUUAAGGUGAAUAGCUAUUUUAAGACAAAGAGAGAGUUGAUGUUGAGGAUGAAGAAAUGGGCUUUAGAGUGGAAGUUUGAGUACAAGACUGUCUCUUCUAACAAGUCAAGAGUGCUUUUGAGUUGUGUUGAUGAAAAUUGCACGUGGAGGAUGCGUGCUAUCAAGCUACCUGUUUCAGAUUUUUUCGUUGUUAAAAAGUAUGUUCAUGAGCAUACAUGCGAUACAACACACAGGAAAGCCAACCAUAGACAAGCAUCUGCAAAGUUGUUGGGUUCUUUGAUUUGCAGCAAUUAUGGAGAAAAAAAGGAAGGUCUCAAACCGAAACAGAUCAUUGAACAGGCCAGGAUGCUGCAUGGUGUUCACAUCAAUUACAAACAAGCUUGGAGAGUGAGAGAAGAAGCUCAGAUUUUGGUUAGAGGGACUCCUGAAGACAGCUAUUACAAUUUGUCUAGGUGGUUGUAUAAAAUCACAGAAACAAACCCUGGUUCCUUGACUUAUCAACAUGUUGAUGCUGCAGGAAAGUUCAAGUAUGCAUUUGUGGCUUUUGGUCCAUCGAAAAGGGGAUUCUCAUUGAUGAGGAGAGUUAUUGCAGUAGAUGGUACAUUUCUGAAGGGAAAAUUCAAUGGGACUUUAUUGGCAGCUUGUGCUCAAGAUGGGAAUUAUCAUCUAUAUCCUCUCGCCUUUGCAGUGGUUGACGCAGAAAACGGCGCCUCUUGGAAAUGGUUCUUUAGAGGUUUGAGCCAGAAGAUCCCGGACGCUUCGGAUCUUGUUUUUGUAUCAGACAGGGCUAACUCCAUUUCUUCAGCGUUGGAGGAUGUAUAUCCCUUAUCUCACCAUGGAAUUUGCAGGAUCCAUCUGCUCCGCAACAUCACUCCUACAUAUGCGAAGACUGGGUUGCUACCUCUGGUGGAAAGCGCUGCUGAUGCCUAUACGUGUCACGAGUUCUGGUUAAUCUUCAAGGACAAAAAGGAUAAAUGUCCUGAAUUGGCUAAGUAUCUGGAAGAGUCUGAUUUUAGGAAGUGGGCACGAAGCUAUGCGCCUGCGAACAGGUAUAAUAUCAUGACUACCAACAUUGCAGAGUCUCUCAAUUCUAUGUUGAGGAUGCCUCGUGAGUUGCCCAUUAUCUCUCUUCUUGAAACUAUCAGAUUGACGAUGACCACUUGGUUUUUUGAGCGACGCGAAGCGGCUGCGAAACAUAAGCACCUGGUUACUCCAAAAGUUGUGCAGAAAUUGGUAUCUAGGUUAGGUGCCGCAAUGUUGUUGAAUGUGUAUCAAGUUGAUCGAAGCGAGUUUGAGGUGAAGAAUGAAACAAUGAAGUUUGUUGUUGACUUGGAGAAGCGGCAUUGCACAUGUAAUGUUUUCGACAUUGACAAGAUCUCCUGCAUCCAUGCCAUCGCUGCUGCUAAGCAUAUCAAGAGAGAUGAAAACCGUUUUGUUGAUGCUUCUCACUUGACAGAAAUGUGGGCUAAAGCUUAUGCUGAAAGCAUACAUCCUGGUGGAGAGUUGUCAACGUCCACCUAUCCAGAGAAUAUUGAUGAACUGUCUUGCCCACCUCCAGCUACCAAAAAGAAAAGUGGCGCCCUCCUACAAAGAGAAAGAGAUCCGUUGGCGAGUUUGGGGUUCCUGGAUCUAAAUCUCAGUCCCACAAGUGCAGCAGAUGUGGCACAGGAGGGCACAACAAGAUCACAUGCCAGAGGCCUAUAGGAUGAAGUUCUACAUUUUUACAUUUUUAUCGAUUAUUAUUUGGAUGUUGGCUAUUUGAUGGUUACAUGAUAUGCACAAGACCAUAUACAUUUUUUCUUUUGGAACCCUAUCCUGAAUAAGUAUGAUUUCUUCCAACUUUUGUAAUAUACAACAUUAUCUUUUGAUCUCAUUUCAAUUCUUAGUUUAAACUUCUUUGCUAGAAAAAAACACAGUAAUAUUCAACUAUUCUGGAAUCCCAUCCAGAAAUCCCGAGUUCCUUUCCAAGGUUUAUAAUACAACAUUUUCUGUUAAGAAUAUUUAUGUGGAAAAGUGUAACAGAUGAUUCUCCUCGGUCUAGCGGCUAAAACACCUAUCUGUCGAAAUUGUAACGCUUGACUCGACCCGGGUUCGAUGCCCCUACUAAUCAGAGUUUUUAAAAAAAAUUUAAGUUGAAUAAAAAUAAAAGAAAUAUAUUACUUUACUUACAACAUGUAAUGACUGAAAUUAACUUGGCCUAGUGGCUACUACACCUUAACUCCCUCUUUCCUCCUAGUCAUCUUCAGGUUCGAAUCCUAUGAGAUGUGUAUAUAUAUUUUUUUUUUCCUCCAAAAUUUUGCAAAUCACAUUAUCAAAUUUUCCAAAUGUGUAGAUAUUAAUCCUUAGUUUUGAUCUCAUUUUAUUUUUUUCUAGUUUAAGAAAGAAGCACACUAAUAUUCAUGUAUAUUAUUCAUGCAUACUCUGGAUGCCCAUCCUGAACUAUCAAAGAUCUUUCCAAUGUAUUAUACUAUAAAUUGUAUGGCUAAAUUCAAUUAUGUGGAAGCAACUAACAGAUGAUUCUCCUCAGCCUAGCGGCUAAACCACCAAACCUAUGAUACCGAAACAUUUGUUCGAUCCGGGUUCGACUCUCCUACGAGUAAUGGUUGAUUUUUUUUUUUGUUCAAGCAUAUAUCUCAGGAAUCGAAGAGUGUCUUCCAAACGACAUCAUGUAACUCAGUAACCGAAGAGUUUCUUUUCGUCAAGAUGGCUGUUAUAUGAUUGGUUAUCUCAGUAACCGAAGAGUUUAUUUUAACUGACUUCAAUAAUCGAAGAGUUCCUUUUAGUUCUAUAAAUAUAAGGGACGAUAUCAGACUUUUUAUUCACUCACUUCAUUUCGUCUGAUUUAUCCUUUUGCAAUAUAAGUUAGUUUUCGAUUUUUCUCAUUUUCCAUUCAAUUCAUGAACUUUUUUCUAUUUCUAUUUUAUCGUAACAUCUUAGUUUCGAUUUUGUUGCAGGACAAAGUUUCAAUGGAAGGAAGUUCAAAGAAGAUGAUGAAGCGUCCCAUAGAGGAGGUUUACGGAUGUGAUGCCGCCGAAGGUUUCAAUAAGGGAAAGAAGGAAACUGUGGUACAUUACAGGGCUCUUCUUCGUUUGUCCAACGAAUACAGGCUAUCUGAGAAUGAUUGGAAUCUGGCAUCCAGCAAAGCAAAUUCAAUUGCUGUCCAAAUCGAGUUGCUUGAAGAUAUUAUCAAAGCUGAUGGAAAAUUUGAUUUAACUGCUGAGUUGGAGAAACUUAAAGAAGAGCACUCGGAAGCGGAAGGAAUGCUUGCUGAUGUGAAGGUCAAAGUCCCUGAUUGGGAUAAACUUGGCGAAAGUUGGCUGUGUCAUGAGUAAUUUUAUGUUAUCAUCUUCUCUUUUUAUGUUUUUAAGGACCACAUUAUGUUUGAUUUUCAGUUUUUAUUUUAAAUGAAUAAGUACUUUAAGCCGUGUUCGAUCCCCAAAGGAAUUUGUUUUUGGAAAGCUAUCCUUAAUACCUAAAAUGAUAUCCAGAUUAUAUAAAUCUAUCGUCUGUGAAUAAAUAAGUUCACAUUUACUCUGUUAUCGAGUAUCCACCAUAGCCUAGUGGCAAGCCCUUAUCACACAAUAAGCCGUGUUCGAUCCCCGUUGUGUAUACUCACGUUUUUUUCUGUUUUUAAUUAAAUAUUCAAAAGUUAUUUUCGUUUUAUUAUAGCUUUUUGCAAGUAUAACACCCUUGGCACAACGGCUGCACACUUUGAUUCAUCUUUCGAGAGUUCACGAGUUCAAUCAACAUCAGAUCACAUUCUUUUUCAUUUUUUUUUGUAAACUUUAAAGGAAUUUGUUUUUGGAAAGCUAUCCUGAAUACCUAAAAUGAUAUCCAGAUUAUAUAAAUCUAUCGUCUGUGAAUAAAUAAGUUCACAUUUACUCUGUUAUCGAAUAUCCACCAUAGCCUAGUGGCAAGCCCUUCUACUCUUAGUGUACCCUUAUCACACAAUAAGCCGUGUUCGAUCCCCGUUGUGUAUACUCACAUUUUUUUCUGUUUUUAAUUAAAUAUUCAAAAGUUAUUUUGGUUUUAUUAUAGCUUUUGGCAAGUAUAACACCCUUGGCACAACGGCUGCACACUUUAAUUCAUCUUUCGAGAGUUCACGAGUUCAAUCAACAUUGGAUCACAUUCUUUUUCAUUUUUUUUUUGUAAACUUUAAAGGAAUUUGCUAGGCUAUGGUGCAUUUUGCUUUCUCACUCUUUUUCUGGAAACUCAUCCUAAAAGUACCAUAAGCAUUUGACAAUUCAUCAAUACAUCCUAAAAAUAUUUCAAUAACAAUCUAAAUGAAAAAAACGUUAGGGAUAAUUCAUUACAAACUUAAACUUAAACGUUAGGGAUAAUUAAUAUCAAAGUA
Messenger RNA from Brassica rapa (field mustard), 6267 nucleotides. RefSeq lists its product as uncharacterized. NCBI's taxonomy places the organism in Eukaryota, Viridiplantae, Streptophyta, Magnoliopsida, Brassicales, Brassicaceae. The record is from RefSeq and is a predicted model, not a curated record. Gene Ontology annotation, molecular function: zinc ion binding.